AUGCAACUGGCAAGUCCCCGAAGCCCACAUUCUCUUGGUCAUGAUCGGGACCCGAAGCGCCGCACAAGGAAGCCAGUUAGCUGCGAACCAUGCAGACACUCGAAACUGAAAUGCGAUCGCCAACUGCCCUGCGCCACCUGUCUUCGAAGAGGCUGGCAAGAGUCAUGUUCCUACGACGCGACCCCCAAGGCCACUCGCCGCUUUCCUCCUCGGAAGAAGACUCAGCCCAGACACUCCCGGAGCGAGCCUGAAUCGGAGAUUCCGGUAGCCAGCUCACCGGAGCCAGCCUCACCGCAAAACCUGGCUACACUGCCCCUAACAACUGGAUGGGAUGCCAUAUUGUGUCGGCCGCCUGUGGUAACAGCCCCUGCACCAACAGACGCCCCCGUCACGCUACCUUUUGGACCGAGUAUACCAAAAACAGAGCUGCUUGGGAUGCUACCCCCAAGUUCUAUCUGCGACUACUUGAUAUCACUGUAUUUCAUCCAGCUCUCUCCACUCUUCCAUGUCCUCCACGGGCCGACCUUCCAAGGCCAGUACUCAGCUUUUCUACGAGACCCUCAACAGGUGGAUCUGGCUUGGCUAGCCUUGGUUUUUGCCAUCUGCUCACUCACAGUGAGAACGGUUGACCCUGUCGACCCUGCCCUAGAAGAGAUAUGGGAAUCUGCGUCGUCGCCUCGAGAUCUGCCUUUCCUAUCCCAGCAAUAUCGAAAUGCCGCCAUGAUGUGCCUCUCGCAGGAUCAAUUCCUAGUCCGCCACAAUCUCAGCACCCUGGAAGCAUUGCUGGUUUUAAUACAUACAAUAUCACAUGGUGAUGGAGCUGAGCAUGGCUGGGCACUUCUUGGAAGCGCCCUCAACAUUGGAAUUGCCCUUCGUUGCUAUGUCGAUCCCGGCAGAACCAACCUUAUCGAACGAGAGAGACGUCGGCGAUGCUGGGCGGGCAUUUUGAUUCUGCAUACUGUUCAGGCGCUCGUUUUCCGGGACAUCGACUUGUCUUUCCUUAACAACAUCAAAGCUCAAAUGCCAGCUGAGGUCAACGAUGAGGAUAUACAAGAGGAUGCCAUCAUAAUGCCACAGAACCGGCUGCCGUCAGCUCAGCUUACCCAGACGUCUCUUCUAAACUUCCAAAUUCGUCUAUUCCAGCUUGCCACUCGUGUAUGCAGUCAUAUUUCUGGUCCGGAUCGACUUAGUGAGAAGCUAUUGAGCGAUCUCGAUUCUGCUGUGUCAGAAGAGAGUCAGCAAUGGGACUCUGUAUAUCUGGUGAACGGGUCUCCGAGUAUUCUCGACACAGCAAGGUACGCACACUGGAGUGUUCUCCAGACUUGGGCCCACCAACUAUAUCUGCUACUUCAUCGACCGUUUCAUCAUUCUCGAACAACUCAGUUCGUCCCUACUUCAAGAGAUAGGUGUAUCAAAUCGAGCGUGGCCUUGCUGGACAUUCACCGUCAGUUCUACGAGCUUCCUCGGCUGAAACCCUAUCGCUGGCUCGUCAAUGGAACAAUGACCUGCAAUGCUCUUCAUGGAGCAGUUGCCCUGACCUCAUGCUUACUUGAUAUGCCAAACGAUUCCGACUUCUCCAAAUACCUAUGCGUCAUCGAUGCCGCUGUACGUCGACUUGAAGCCUUGCAAGAGAAAAGCCCGGCCUGUUCUAAUGUAUAUCCUCUCAUGCGCCAUUUACAAUCUCGUCUCUGUCGGCAACCCCAAACGCCAUCUCUCACAAAGGAUAUCGAUGAAACCAGAUUUCAAGACUGGGUCAGUAAUAUUGACUGGUUCAGACCGGAUGAAAUAGAUUGGGACUUCUGGGACGGAGAUUUUACGACACCGCAUACCGACGAUCACGAAACGACAACAAUUUACAACAGUUGA
Molecule: messenger RNA, 1866 nt
Organism: Ilyonectria robusta
Lineage: Eukaryota; Fungi; Ascomycota; Sordariomycetes; Hypocreales; Nectriaceae
Exons: 3
Coding region: 1-1866 (621 amino acids)
Biological process (GO): regulation of DNA-templated transcription; DNA-templated transcription
Cellular component (GO): nucleus
Molecular function (GO): DNA binding; DNA-binding transcription factor activity, RNA polymerase II-specific; zinc ion binding
Source: RefSeq, a predicted model, not a curated record